Messenger RNA from Aspergillus sclerotioniger CBS 115572, 1207 nucleotides. Its product is annotated as triglyceride lipase. Lineage: Eukaryota; Fungi; Ascomycota; Eurotiomycetes; Eurotiales; Aspergillaceae. Gene Ontology annotation, molecular function: triacylglycerol lipase activity. The transcript has 9 exons. The record is from RefSeq and is a predicted model, not a curated record. The coding region runs from base 53 to 1111 and encodes 352 amino acids.
CGUGUAUAAAAUUCUCUCGUCUACAUUCCAGACCUGGUGAGAUAAAAAUAAAAUGAGAUAUGCUGUCGCCGGCUUCCACGGCGCAAGGUGCAUCAAGGUUAGAUUCCAAUUUCUGUCUGUCGGCUAUUCAGCCCAGCGGUUUCUUCAUUCUUCUACGCCUAAGCACCAUCCAGAAGAGCACGACGCCCCCGAUGCUCUUGAUCCGCGCCUGGAAGACCUGGGUAAGGUUAUUAGAGAUGAAUACGCGAUAGUUAGGGAACAAUACGAUACCCCGAAACACCCUGUUGUUCUCGCACAUGGACUUCUUGGAUUUGAUGAACUGCGUUUGGCUGGGCCUUAUCUUCCGGGGGUUCAGUACUGGCGUGGGAUCAAAGAAGCUUUAUCGAUGAAAGGGGUUCGAGUGAUCACGGCAACAGUGCCUCCCUCCGCAUCCAUCGAAUUGCGUGCCGAAGAAUUAGCGAAGGAUAUCGCCAUUGGCGCACGCGGGGAGCAUGUUAAUAUUAUCGCCAUGAAGAAGUCGAUUGGCUCCCUGGCAACUGUUAAUCGGUGUUCAAGCGGGCUUGAUUCUCGAUAUAUGAUCACACAUUUGAAGCCGAAUGAUUUCAAGGUCAAAUCGUUGACCACAAUUGCAACCCCACACAGAGGCUCUGCUGUUGCAGAUUACGUCCUCAAGCAGAUAGGUGAUGACCGUCUUACACAGCUAAACUAUGCGCUCGAUCGGCUAAAAGUAGAAACCGGCGCAUUCGCCCAGUUGACGCCCGACUAUAUGACAAAAUCUUUCAACCCCACGACGCCAGACAUUGAAGAUGUCCGAUACUUCUCCUACGGGGCGGCAAUGCAGCCAAGCUUCUGGUCCGUCUUCCGUCUGUCCCACCGUCUCUUGGAACAAGUCGAAGGGUACAAUGAUGGGCUAGUCAGCGUUGCCAGCAGCAAGUGGGGAGGCGACCAGGGUUACAAGGGAACCCUUGAAGGCGUAAGCCACUUGGACUUGAUCAACUGGAGCAACCGACUGAAGUGGUUGGCUGGUAAAAUCACGGGAAACAGACCAAGGUUCAACGCCAUUGCGUUCUACCUUGAUAUUGCAGACAUGCUCGCUAAGGAAGGACUCUGAGGACGGCGGGGCGCAGUCAUAUUGGAAAUCUUGGUGCCUAGAGGCGUGCUUGUAGUGUGGAAAGUGGACGACACCCAAUGAUUGAAAGAGGUCCAG